AAGAAUUCAGAAUUCACAAGGAAGAAGCAAUUUUGGUAAACGCCGUUGACUUGGAAAACAAAAUGGGGAUAUACCAUAAUAAUAUGCCAUUUGAUGCUGGUUGGUUAGUGUAGUUUGAAAGUCUGUCCAUCUUUUUUGUAUAUAAACCGCUACAAAACCACACUUUUCUCUUCACUCUAAAUCUCUUUAGUCCUUUUCUUUUUUCAUGUUCUGUUAAAAAAAAAAAAGAGCAGCAUAAAAGCACAAGAGAAGGACUGAGCAGUGAAUCUUGGAUAUGGCUCGAGGAGAGCAGCUGGAAGUGCUUAAUGCACUUGAUGUCGCCAAGACGCAACUUUACCAUUUCAAAGCAAUUGUGAUUGCUGGAAUGGGAUUCUUCACAGAUGCAUAUGAUCUCUUCAGUAUCUCCCUCUGUACAAAGCUGCUGGGACGGAUAUACUACUACCAUCCGAACUCCCCAAAGCCGGGUGGUCUUCCUCCUGGUCCUCAAUCAGCUGUUACUGGUGUUGCCUUGGUUGGUACCUUACUAGGCCAGCUCUUUUUUGGUUGGCUUGGUGACAAGAUGGGGAGAAAAAGAGUUUAUGGAAUGACCUUGGCUCUCAUGGUGGUUUGUUCGAUUGCCUCAGGUCUUUCCUUUGGAAGCAGUGCAAAAGGUGUGAUUGCCACACUUUGUUUCUUCAGGUUUUGGCUUGGUUUUGGCAUUGGAGGUGACUAUCCACUUUCUGCAACAAUCAUGUCUGAGUAUGCGAAUAAGAAGACUCGAGGAUCUUUUAUCGCGGCUGUUUUCGCAAUGCAAGGAUUUGGGAUAUUGACAAGUGGAAUUGUGGCUCUCAUUGUUUCAUCUUCUUUUAACCAUGCAUAUCCUGCUCCACCAUACCAAGACGAUCGCCCUGGCUCAGUAGUUCCUGAGUAUGAUUACAUGUGGCGUAUUAUAUUGAUGUUUGGGGCAGUUCCAGCGGGACUUACCUACUAUUGGCGAAUGCAGAUGCCUGAAACUGCUCGCUAUACCGCCCUUGUUGCAAAGAAUGCUGAGCAGGCAGCCAAGGAUAUGGCUAGAGUGUUGAAUGUUGAACUUCAGGCUGAAGCGGAAAAAGUGGAGAAAUUCACUGAAAAAUCAGCCAACAAGUUUGGAUUGUUUUCAAGACAAUUCCUUCGACGCCAUGGCCUUCAUCUACUGGGAACAACUACAACAUGGUUCUUACUUGAUAUUGCAUUUUACAGCCAGAAUCUUUUCCAGAAGGAUGUUUUGAGUUCCAUUGGGUGGAUUCCACCAGCUGCAACAAUGAGUGCAGGCGAGGAGCUUUUCAGAAUUGCCAGGGCUCAGACCUUGAUAGCACUAUGCAGUACUGUUCCAGGAUAUUGGUUUACGGUUGCAUUUAUCGACAUAAUUGGAAGAUUCGCGAUCCAAUUGAUGGGAUUCUUCUUCAUGACUGUUUUCAUGUUUGCUCUGGCAAUUCCAUAUCAUCACUGGACACUGAAGGAUCAUCGCAUUGGCUUCGUGGUUAUGUACUCAUUGACAUUUUUCUUCUCAAACUUUGGGCCUAAUGCAACUACAUUUGUCGUGCCAGCAGAAAUCUUCCCGGCUAGAUUAAGGUCAACAUGUCAUGGUAUAUCUGCUGCUGCAGGGAAAGCAGGAGCUAUAGUAGGGGCUUUCGGAUUUCUAUAUGCUGCUCAAAGCAAAGAUCCUGCUAAAACUGAUCCUGGCUACCCAACAGGUAUCGGCAUCAAGAAUGCGCUCAUUGUCCUCGGAUGUGUGAAUGCAUUAGGCAUGAUAUUCACUUUCUUAGUGCCAGAACCAAAGGGAAAAUCACUUGAGGAGUUGUCUGGUGAAAAUGAGGACGAAUAUGACGAUAAAGCAGAUUAUGCUACAGCAUCUUCAAAUAGAACUGCUCCAGUUUAAACUUUGCACUCUUUUGGUUGAAGUUCUUCAAGAUAAUGGGUAGAGGGUCUUACACAAAAAAAAAAAAAAAAAAAAUUAUGUUUCUUCUAAACACGUAGAUAUCGUCGCCUUUGUAAAGGUUUCAGAAGUUGCAAUAUACUUCUGUGUGAAAUUCACAUUGUGAUUGUGCUAUUAAACCUUUAUUGUUCAUAUGUGGAAGCAAAAGUUUGAUGAAUCUUAGUGCAAAGAACCGUGAAAACGAACAUUGAAAACUCUCACUUCCAGAAAACAACUUUGUAGUAAGUUAAUUGUAGAGUUCUCUGUACCAGAUGAAAAGUUGAUGAUGAAAUGUUUGAUUUUUAUAAUUGAAAUGCAAAUGUCAAUGGGAAAAAAACACACACACACACCAUUCUGAGCGAGUUUCUGCGUCCUGCUGAAUGGCGGAAAACUUGUCCUCUGGCCACUUGUUUAGGCCACUGAGUCAGAAACACGCAAGUUUUCAAC
Molecule: messenger RNA, 2380 nt
Organism: Oldenlandia corymbosa var. corymbosa
Lineage: Eukaryota; Viridiplantae; Streptophyta; Magnoliopsida; Gentianales; Rubiaceae
Source: the annotation of a GenBank genome assembly